AUGGAGGAGCUAGAUAAUGUAAAUGCCACAGCUAAAGAAAUGAUGUACUUGGACUUGGGGCAAACAGAAAGGCCAUCUUUGGCUAGACAUUCACUGUCCAAAGAUGCUAUAGAGCACAUAAAGGUGGGAUCUUUCUAUGAAAUUGAUCACUCCAAGCUCACACCACAAACCCCAGAACAGCUCAACUCAAUCAGGGUCAUCAUGGUGAGUGAGAAAACUGAAUUUAACGUAGCAGUGAGGUAUCCAAGCACUUGCUCUCUUCGUACACAUUUUAGCAAUGGGAAUUGUGAGAAACCAGAGGGGAAGAAGCUUCCUUCACUGAAUGAGAAAUACAUAAUGGAUUCAGAACUUGCUGGAGAGGUGCUUUAUAGAAGACUAACAACUCAGGAAAUUGCAGAAAAGAGAAACUCAUGGAGCUUCUGGGUUGUGCCUUGUAUGGAGGCUGAGAAAGACUCAGACUCGGGCCCAGCCUCGAGGACUAGGCUCAGGGAUGCAGCUUCUAAAAAGGGUAUGUGCAGCUCUGAGGUCAAUCUCACUGGGAUGGUCCAGUGGGGUAAGCGUAAGAGGGUCAGGUUCAUAGAUGAUGAGGAUGAGGAUGAGGUAGAAGAAGUUGAUGGUGAAGCUGUGGAGCUAGAGUCAUCUAAGGCAAAGAAGAAUCUUAAGAGAAAGUGCCAUGGUUCUAGAAGAGCUCAAAUGCCCAAAAGAGCUAAGCGACAGAAGAAGCAAUCUCAAAUUCAGGUUCACAAUCAGAGUAAAAAGAAAAAGAUCAAAAAUUCCAUAGAAAGAUGGUCUGUGGACAGGUACAAGCUGGCUGAGGUGAACAUCUUGAAAAUUAUGAAGGACCAAAAAGCUUUCUUUGGGAAUCCAAUACUAAGGCCAGCACUGAGAACAGAGGCAAGGAAGCUCGUUGGUGAUACAGGUUUAUUAGACCAUUUGCUGAAGCAUAUGGCUGGAAAGGUGGCGCCCGGAGGGGAGGAGCGGUUCCGGCGGCGGCACAAUUCUGAAGGGGCCAUGGAGUAUUGGCUGGAGAGUGCUGAUCUGCUAAAUAUUAGGAAAGAUGCUGGGAUUCAAGACCCUUAUUGGAUUCCACCACCUGGGUGGAAGCCAGGAGAUGGCCCUUCUCAGGAUGCUAUUUCUACCAGAGAGCUUGGGGAGCUCAAGGAAGAGAUGGCCAAAAUGAAAAAGAAUAUUCAGGAGCUGGUGACCAAAAAGCAAGAGGAGAAUCUACCCAUUGCCACCACCCCAAAUUCUUCUGUGACAUGUCUGAACUGGGACCAUGAAGAAGGUUCACUGAUUCCAUUGAAGGAAAUGUAUACAGAUUGGAUGAAUAGGAAAGCUAAUGUUGAUAAAGAAGUCAAAGAAUUGAUGAAAAUUUCACAAUAUUUGAGUGGAAUGGAGGAGAAAAUGGGUAUGCUGAAAUCAGCUGCAGGGGAGGAAACAAUCAUGCCAGAAUCAGAAGCACCACCACUAUUAUUGAUAGGAUCUCCAACAACACCAUCACACACUGUAAGAGAGACAAAGGAUCAGUUGGAACAGAAGAACAAAUCAGGUGAAGAACAAGAGGACAAGGGAGGAGACAAGGCAGCAGUAACAACAGCAACAGAGGACAAGGCAGCAAAGAUAAAAAGGCUGAAGAGUGGGUUCAGGAUAUGCAAGCCACAGGGGUCCUUUCUGUGGCCAAAGCCAAACAUGAUCACAUCCCCUCAGUCUAUGGUCCACCCUGAAGACCACCUAGUGAUCUCAACUCCACCUUCAGCCUCUUCCACAACCUUAAAAUCUCAUCUCCUCCCUCCAUAUAAGCCUCAACUUGGCCCACGCCCAACUUCACCUGUCAAGCCAUUGGCUGAGAGGCGCCCUGUCAGCAAUGCCAUCCUUCAGUGUGUAAUCACUAAACCCUCUCCUUCUCCUCCUCUCCCACCUGAGACCCCCCAGACCCAUAGUAUCACUACAACCAAAAACUCCCUCAUUAACCUCAAUGAGCCCCCUCAGACACAACAGAGUGACACUGACACUGCGUUUUGUGGGACUAUCACCUCUCAAAGAAGGCACUUUAACCUGACCUCCAUUGCUCCAAUGCCACAGUUCGAAAUGGUUGAGAAUGAGGAAGAAACAGAAAGCAAGGAUAUGAAAAGAAACCCUGAUGACCAGAAGCAGCAAACUCCUCGAGGUAGCUCUUCUUCCACCUCCAACUCCUCGUGGUUGACAUCAGGAGAGGGGUGGUGGUUGGGUCUGGCUUCUCCCAAACCUUCUUUGGACAAGUCUAACUAGGGUUGAUUGUUUUGAUUUUUAUAUUGUUAUGUGGAGAGGUUUAUAGGGGUUAAGUAUACAAAGAGAUUCUUAGUAAAGUCAUAUUUACACGAUUGAACAAUACAUAUAUAACUUGUAAGAAGGGGUUUUAUAUAGACAACAUAUCUUUUGGAGGUUCUAGGAUUCUCUCUUUUGGAAGUAAAGGUUAAAAGUGAAAAACUUGAGAUCUAUGUAAGACAAGGUCCUGUCCUUUCU
Quercus robur (English oak) is the source of this 2502-nucleotide messenger RNA. RefSeq names its product protein DYAD. Bases 1 to 2268 code for a protein of 755 amino acids. Gene Ontology annotation, biological process: meiotic cell cycle; reciprocal meiotic recombination; meiotic sister chromatid cohesion. Lineage: Eukaryota; Viridiplantae; Streptophyta; Magnoliopsida; Fagales; Fagaceae. The transcript is spliced from 10 exons. The record is from RefSeq and is a predicted model, not a curated record.